UGCUAUGCCUGCCCUUCUGUAUAACAUGUAUGCAAUGUUCAAUUGAAAUUAUAUAACUCCUCAAUUAAUGGCCAAAAUUGAUAAAACCCAAUAGGGGGGAUUCUGGAGAUACAAAAUGCAGAAAGGCACCUUCAUCCAUGAUUGGUGGAUCUAUAGGGUGGUAAAAGGUUUUUGGAAAGAGGGGACUAAAAAAACUAAUAAAAUGAUUUCUAAUACAUUAAGAAAAUGUGUCAAUUUUGUUUGUUUCUUGAGAUAAUUGAUAAAGAAGUUGUAGACAUUUGCUAAUAUAGCUUUGUGGCAGCAAGAAUUACAAUAACAAAACCUUGGAAGGGGGGAAAAGAACUCGCAUUAAGGAAUGGAGAAGAAGAUUAAUUGAGUACAUAGCCAAGCUCUCGAAUGGCAUAAGGAGAGGAAACAAUGAUGAGUUUGCUGGAAAAUGGAGACUUGCUUUUGGGUAUUUAAAAAAGAACACAGAAAUAGACUUUGGAAUAGCCACAAAGGGAAUCUAUUAAUGUAAUGAUAAGGAUAGUUUUUUGUUAGAUACUAGUUCCAUACUGAGUGGUGGUUCACAGGUGGGAAUGGGGAUGGGAUGGGAUUGGGGAAAUAAUAUUUGCAUUUUAAUUGUUGAAUGUUGUAUCUUGUAUGCUAUUUUCACAUAACACAAUAAAAUUAUUCCAAUUUUUAAAAGGACAGCGAUUUCCAUGAAAACUCUCUGCAGGUAUUCCUUUUUUUCUGAUGUUUAUGAAAUUAAACAGAGCUUGAAUUUACACAGUAGACACCAGCAUGGCAGAAAAAUAACCCCAAAGUGAAGCAGGGUUCAAGAGGGAAAAAGUAAAGGCAACAGGAGGGUGAGGAGAGAUAAUCACAAGAGAUCUGCUUAUCGACACAUUCAGAUAUCUUCAUCAGUGCUUAUGAGGUCCAGCACAUCAUCAGCGGAUGUCCCCUGUCCAUUUUGUGGAUUUCUAAAAUCUGCUACAUGUGAACAUGUCAGGACAGUGGGGGAGCAUUUACCGGGAUUGACAGCUCAGUGUCUGGAUUUUAUGUCAGGGACUGCAAUUUUUUGCCCCACUUAUUUGUCCCAGAUUAUGAGGCCAACCUAGCAGUUCGAAAACAUGCCAAUGUGAGUAGAUCAAUAGGUACCACUCCGGAGGGAAGGUAACGGCGCUCCAUGCAGUCAUGCCGGCCACAUGACCUUGGAGGUGUCUAUGGACAAUGCCAGCUCUUCGGCUUAGAAAUGGAGAUGAGCACCAACCCAGAGUCAGACAUUUAUGAGGCUAUCUGGAAGCGCCCUAAAUGACCUUGGGCAAGUCCUGAUAAGGUUGCCUUGGGGUUGCCAAAAAUUGGAAAUGACCUGAAGGCACAAACCUUCCUAAUCCUAAGAAUCUUCUGAAAACAACUAAUUUUUAAAACAUUUCCAUCUAGCAUUCUCCUUAAAGCACAGCUGGAGUUCAGAAUGUGCAAGGGGAAAUCUGGUUUGACAGUUACUUGACACACUUCAUUUCCUGCUUUUCUGUGGCUUUCUAGAGACGUUUUCUUUUUCAGAUGCCUUGGAGCCAUGCAGCCGAUGAUAAUGCUGCAGUGAAAUGUCUUCCUCUGAAUUCCUGAAGAAUAAGGAAAUUGAGCAAGUCAGUUUUGUUGACAAGGUGAGACUUCGCUAUCAGCAGAUGCCUGGUGAACAAGAAGGAGAAAAUGGUACAUCUCAGCAGCAUCCACAUCUUCUCGAAGCUUUGUAUCAGUUAGCCAACCUGGGCCUUCCCCUUGACAAGCUAUGGGAGAGCCUGAGGACUGGUUUCCCAUUCCACCAGAAAGUUACUGAGCUGGAAAGCCGGCAACAGACCUUGGAGAACAUUGUCUCUGUCCUGAGUCGGGAGCUGGGAAGAAGAGAGGGAGUCUCUGGAGUCACCCUGGGAGAAGCCAUGGCCAGGAUCAUUUAUCUAGAGCAAAAGGUGGAACAGCAAGACUCACUCCUGGCCGUGAAGGAUGUAAUGAUCAGCAACCUGGCAUCCCGGAUCCAUACCUUGGAGCAGACCACUUAUGAUGGCUGUCUCCUCUGGAAAAUCCCUGAGGUGGGACUUAGAAGUCGGGAAGCACGAACUGGAAAUCGCCCAGCCUGCUAUUCCCCCGCAUUUUACACCAGCCGCUAUGGUUACAAAGUCUGCCUCAAGGUAUUCCUGAAUGGAGAGGGGACAGGAACUGGAACCCAUCUCUCACUCUUCCUGGUCCUGAUGAAAGGCGAAUAUGAUUUUCAGCUCAAGUGGCCUUUCCGACAUAAGGUCACAUUCACUCUCCUGGAUCAAGACAACAAGCAACAUAUUUCAACAUCAUUUCGACCCCUGGAGUCAUCAUCUUCAUUCCAGCGUCCUGUGAAUGAAACCAAUGUGGCCAGUGGCCUUCCUGAGUUUUGCCCCUUGAAUGUACUCCAUUCUCCCAGGACUUCAUACAUCUGUAAUGACACUUUAGCCAUCCAAGCUGUGAUUGACAUGAAAGCUUAGACUGAAUUUGAGCCUAAUGGACUGGAGACUGACUGACAACCACUGUUCAGCCACACAUAGAGAGUCUGGUGUGGUGAGUCCAAAACAGUUCCCGAAGAGACAUGACUACAUUGCUCAAGACUCCUUCUUUUCAUGGGCUCAUUUGAAAAACAAGAAACUUGGAAACUGUCCUAUCUUUCCAUGAGGACUACAUGGAGGCAAUCUAAUUGACAGAAGAUUGGAGCUACACUCAGUAAGAUCUGUUUUAAGCAUGACUAUAAUAGAUCCAAUUUAGGGCUGGAAUCAAGCCUUGUGGAGUCUGUUCUAACCAUCAACAAAUCUAGUUUCUAAGACUGGAUGCAGGCCUUUCACUGUCUAUUCUGCCCAUGUCUAUCAUGAUUACAGUGGAUCCAGUUUAAAAGUUGGUACAGGCCUUGUAUAGACUGUUUCCAACCAUGACUAUCAUCAUGACUACACUAUAUCCAGUCUUAAACUGGAUUUGAGGUUAUUUCUUAUCAUGAUUAUGAUAACUGAUCUGUCAGGGAUACUUUGAUUGUGGUUCCUGCAUGACAAGGGGUUGAACUAGAUGGCCCAUAUGGUCAUCUAGUCCAACCCAGUUCAUUAAAACAUUAAUCCUCAUCUAACUGAAGGUAAUAAUAACUUGAAUACCAUGAAAUAGCAAAGUAAUUUCCAGUUAAUAUGUUUACGAGAUGACAGUUCCAGAGUAGAUUCAAUUACACAGGAGUAUUUCUGGUCCAAAUAUGGUUAAUAGAGGGGCUUCACCCUCCUUCAAUUAUAGUCUCGGUGACCUUGAUCCAAGUCUGUGUCUUGACUAUUCGAAGUAUAACUAAAUCUGAAUCCAAUGAUUCAAAAUAUGAUGCCUUUGUGUAAAUCUGCUAAUCAGUCCAAGUAACUGUAUGUAAGUAUGUCAUUUGUAAACAUAGCUCAAAAUAUUUUGAUACUUGCUUUGA
Molecule: messenger RNA, 3442 nt
Organism: Anolis carolinensis (green anole)
Lineage: Eukaryota; Metazoa; Chordata; Lepidosauria; Squamata; Anolidae
Product: TNF receptor-associated factor 2
Exons: 6
Coding region: 1584-2492 (302 amino acids)
Biological process (GO): signal transduction; regulation of apoptotic process
Molecular function (GO): zinc ion binding; protein binding
Source: RefSeq, a predicted model, not a curated record